AUGACCGACGACGUUGAACUCAUUCCAGACCUUGUGGAGGACGGAGAAGAGGAAAUCACCUUUCAUGAGAUCAAGAAGCCGGCGCAGGACCUAUCGGGUGCCAUCAUUGAGGAAGACAAGAAUAAGCGUGUGCCUGUGACAAUACUCACGGGGUACCUAGGAUCGGGAAAAUCGACCUUACUCGAGCAAAUUGCGAAGCGUGGGGACCGGAAGCUUGCUGUAAUAUUGAACGAGUUUGGCGACUCGAUCGACAUUGAAAAAUCUCUCACAGUCAAAGACAAGAACAGUGAGGUUGAGGAAUGGUUGGAUUUGGGGAACGGAUGUCUCUGCUGCACGGUUAAGGACAAUGGAGUUGCUGCGAUUGAGCGGUUGGUUUCGAAAAAGAAAGGGUUCGACCACAUCAUUUUGGAAACCACUGGAUUGGCAGAUCCUGGGCCGAUCACGACGAUGUUCUGGUUGGACGACGGCCUACUGUCCAACGUCUACAUUGACGGCGUGGUGACAGUGCUGGAUGCGAAGAACAUAGAAAACUGUUUGGAUGACAAGGGCAACGGACAUGAAGCACAGCUCACAGUUGCACAUGUGCAGAUCGCCUUGGCUGAUGUGAUUCUGCUGAACAAAAUCGACACGGUGGAGAACGACCCAGAGCUCGUGAAGCGUGUCGAAGGUAGGGUGAAAAGCAUCAACAGUAACGUGCCGAUUUACGAAACGAAGUUUGGAGAUAUAUCACUAGAAAAGAUUUUGGACCUACAUGCGUACGAGGCUCGGGAUGUCAAUGAACUGAUCAAGACCACAAACACAGAAAGCAAUGUGCACGAUCACCGUAUGGGGACCAAGACCUUCAACUUCCGUAGGCUAACGGAUAUCCAAGAGUUUGCUCGAUUCGAGAAGUUUUUGCAGAACGUGCUGUGGGACGAGGGAGACGAAGAUGCACAGCAUAGCACUAACGGGGGGGAGCAAAUGGAAAUACAUCGGGUCAAGGGGUUGGUGUACAUCGGAGACACCUACCGAGUUAUCCAAGGGGUGAGAAAAACGUACGAUGUGAUUGAGGGCGUGCAGGAGAUGUCUGAGAUCAAGCUCUCUGAGAGCAGACUCGUUGUCAUUGGCAAGUACAUUGACCAGGAACGGAUCAGCUCCACGUUCACCGAGUUCAUGGGCUUCCCGCUGGCCUCGUGGCAGUAA
Molecule: messenger RNA, 1182 nt
Organism: Pichia membranifaciens NRRL Y-2026
Lineage: Eukaryota; Fungi; Ascomycota; Pichiomycetes; Pichiales; Pichiaceae
Exons: 2
Coding region: 1-1182 (393 amino acids)
Cellular component (GO): cytoplasm
Source: RefSeq, a predicted model, not a curated record